Molecule: messenger RNA, 2574 nt
Organism: Spathaspora passalidarum NRRL Y-27907
Lineage: Eukaryota; Fungi; Ascomycota; Pichiomycetes; Serinales; Debaryomycetaceae
Gene: SEC34
Product: Golgi transport complex subunit
Exons: 1
Coding region: 1-2574 (857 amino acids)
Biological process (GO): Golgi organization; intra-Golgi vesicle-mediated transport; cytoplasm to vacuole targeting by the Cvt pathway
Cellular component (GO): membrane; COG complex; cis-Golgi network
Source: RefSeq, a predicted model, not a curated record
AUGACACGAGGUAGGAGUAGAUCAAUUGUUCAAAGGAUUGCUAGUGAUGUUCCUUCAAGCACUGAGGAUCAUCUAAAUUUAGGAGAAGAUGAUACCAUACAACCAACUACUUAUCGGACAGCCAGAUCCAAGUCGGUGGAUAUAGAUGCUACUAUCAGUAAUGGCAUACAUCUGGGCGAUUUACCAAUGUUUCCAUUUACUAACAAGGAAAGCAACAAUGUUUGGUCGCAAUAUAUCGAAACCUAUGAAUACGACGUUGUUUUAAAACCUCAAGACAUUCAACAUAUUAAUGAUUUACAAAUUGACAAUAUCCUUAAUUUUCAAAACAAUAUUGUCAGAAAUCAACAGCAAAUUGGGGAGUUUAUUGAUGAAACAGACAGUCUUUUGGCUAGUAUUAAUACCUUGUUGGUGAAGUACAACCAGAUUUCCAGCGACACAAUCGAAUUCGAUAAAGAAGCAAAUGAUUUACUUGAAUUACAAAGAGGCUAUACUGACAAGUAUGAUCAAAUAAACACCUAUUUAAAGCAUUUUGAACAUUUAGAUUCAAUUACAAAACAUUUAUCAAGAUCAGGGAACCAUUUAUUGCAUCAGAAGAGAGACUAUUUUGUCAACGAAAUUUUAAAACUGUUGGAUGAAUCUUUAGUGUUUAUUAACCAACAUACAAAUUUCAAAGAGGCAGAGCUAUACGGUAGUAGAUUCAGGCAAUGUAUGACCCGAGGAUUAACAUUAAUUAGAAACUUUCUAAAUCACGAAUUAAGGAACUUGGAUCAAAGUAUUAAGAGGAAGUUAGCCAGGAAUAUAUCUAUCGAGUUAUUGAUAUAUAACGAGUUUAAUGAUUAUUUGAAAUUUGACAAUGGUUCAUUCAAUAGUUUAUUUAAAGAAAUUGUGGCCAGAACUUACACUCAUGAGGAAUACAACGGGUUACUCAGAGAAAUAUUAGGUACCUAUUUCGACAUAAGAUUGAAUCUUUUGAAAACAUAUAUAGAAAAAGAUUCCAAUAUCCGUUCAUUAUUUCACAAGUCAGACCAUGACCUUGUGCAAACGUGCCAAGACCAAAUCUCAUAUUUCAAAAAGAUUGUUGAAAAGGAAUAUUCCUUAUAUAGACAAUUUUUUGUGCAAGACGAAAUGGUAACUGUUGUAAGUGAAGAAUUCUAUCAAUUCUUGAAAAAUUUACUUGAACCUUUGUACGACGUUACAAGAUUACUUAUUUUGAAAGAACAUAGUAUUUCCAACUUGUGUCAGUUGACCACGUUGCUACAAAAGUAUUACGAAUUUGAUAGCGAAGAAGACACUGCCAGUUACUUUGCUAUUGAAGUAAUCAAAUAUGGUGAAUUAUUCCAGCCAAUUCUUGAUGAUGCUCAGAGUAGAUUAAUUUUCAGAAUCCAAAAGUAUGUUGAUGACAAAUUAAUAAAGUACAAACCCAAGCCAGAAGAUUUAAAGAUUGGAAACAGAAAGGUUUCUCUUGAACCAGAAAAGCAGCAAGUUAAUACAUUAGACGUGGAAUAUACUGAAAACUUAUUUCCUGAUGUCUAUUUACCAUUAGGAAAAGCAUUAACACUUUUAUCCAAUAUUUAUGAGCUAAUCAACUCGGUGGUUUUCGAUGACCUUGCUCACUACAUUGUUCAUUCUUGUAUUGAAUUGUUGCAAGGAGAAUUUGUUAAGAUAGCCAGUGCACAUAUGGGGAAACUCGAUGGUAAAUUGGCAUAUUUGAACAAUUUAAUCACAUUACGAAGCCAAAUUAAUAAUUUUGAUAUUCAAUAUACUAGAACUGAUUAUUCAAUUGAUUUCACAAGUGGAUUGAACGAUAUUUGGCAAAUGAUUAAAGCUAGAAGUUUUAGUUUAAACAAUAAAGGGAUUUUAGACUUGGCUAAAAAGACAGUUCCUAAAAUUAUCAACAAUAUGAUUGAUGCAAACUUGGAAAUUGAAUUAGAAUUGAAUAAUUUGGUAACUGAAAUUAUAACAUUGUGUUCAACUACAAUUUGUGAUCCAAUACAAACCGCUGAGAAUCCAUUGGAUGUUACCCAUAGAUUUAAAGAUAAUUUGAUUAUGAAGAUUCCGUUAUAUUUCAACGAGUUCAAAAUGAUAUUGAACGACUUGGCAGUGACACAAUUCUUAAUGAAUAAUCUAUCAAAUGUGGUAUUGAAUAACUAUGAAAAUUACUAUAAACUGUUGACGGCAAAUAUAUCUAAAAUGGAUAGUGAAACGCGACAACAAAUUAGUGAAAUAAUGGAGGUUGACGCCAUGUAUGGGUUUAUAAAUGAUUUGUUAACUCAUGUAUAUGAAGAAGAAGUGGAGGAUAAGCCAGAAUUCAACGAAGAUAUUUUGGAACUUGAUAAUAUAGUUGAAGGUGUAGCUGAUAUACUGGUUGAUCCAAAUAGUGAAUUAUCACCUUCUCCCGGAACAAAUUUAGACAAACCUGAAGCCGAAGCCGGUGAAGAUUCUGAGCUGGUACAAGCUAAGCUAGUACCUCCAGUUUCCACAUCACACACAGAAGUGGAGCCAGAGGAAUCCACAGUAAGUGAACUCACAACGGAGGAUCCCAAGGCUGUCGAACCCUUAGCUGAUUCUAUAUAG